Molecule: messenger RNA, 1901 nt
Organism: Castor canadensis (American beaver)
Lineage: Eukaryota; Metazoa; Chordata; Mammalia; Rodentia; Castoridae
Gene: Stambp
Product: STAM binding protein
Biological process (GO): protein K63-linked deubiquitination
Cellular component (GO): endosome; cleavage furrow
Molecular function (GO): K63-linked deubiquitinase activity; protein binding; metal-dependent deubiquitinase activity
Source: RefSeq, a predicted model, not a curated record
AAGGAUGGCAGAAUUACUGGAGCUCAAGAUCCAGGGAGGGAAAACUUCCACAUUGAGGUGAUCAGCUUCUGAAUUCCAAGAAUCUGUUGGUCCUGAUGUCUGACCAUGGAGAUGUGAGCCUCCCACCUGAAGACCGGGUGAGGGCCCUCUCCCAGCGGGGAAGUGCAGUGGAGGUAAAUGAAGACAUUCCACCCCGUCGGUACUUCCGCUCUGGAGUUGAGAUUAUCCGAAUGGCAUCCAUUUACUCCGAGGAAGGCAACAUUGAACAUGCCUUUAUCCUCUAUAACAAGUAUAUCACGCUCUUCAUUGAGAAACUGCCAAAGCAUCGAGAUUAUAAAUCAGCUGCCAUUCCUGAAAAGAAAGACACAGUGAAGAAAUUAAAGGAGAUUGCAUUUCCAAAAGCAGAAGAAUUGAAGGCAGAACUGUUGAAACGAUAUACGAAAGAAUAUGCACAAUAUAAUGAAGAAAAGAAGAAGGAAGCAGAGGAAUUUGCCCGGAAUAUGGCCAUCCAGCAAGAGUUGGAAAAGGAAAGACAGAGGGUAGCACAACAAAAGCAGCAACAGUUGGAACAGGAACAGUUUCAUGCCUUUGAGGAGAUGAUCAGGAACCAGGAGCUAGAAAAAGAGCGACUAAAAAUUGUACAAGAGUUUGGAAAGGUGGACCCUGGCCUAGAUGGUCCACUGGUGCCUGACUUGGAAAAGCCCUCCUUAGAUGUGGUCCCCACCUCACCUGCCUCAUCCACACAGCCUUCAGCCUGUAACACAACUGGAAGGCCAGCUAAGCCACCAGUGGUGGACAGGUCCUUGAAACCUGGAGCGCUGAGCUACUCAGAAAGUAUUCCAACAAUUGAUGGAUUGCGCCAUGUGGUGGUACCUGGGAGGCUGUGCCCACAGUUUCUCCAGUUAGCCAGUGCCAACACUACCCGGGGAGUAGAAACAUGUGGAAUUCUCUGUGGAAAACUGAUGAGGAAUGAAUUUACCAUUACGCAUGUUCUCAUCCCCAAGCAAAGUGCUGGGGCUGAUUAUUGCAACACAGAGAAUGAAGAAGAACUUUUCCUCAUACAGGAUCAGCAGGCUCUCAUCACAUUGGGCUGGAUUCAUACUCAUCCCACACAGACGGCGUUUCUCUCCAGUGUUGACCUGCACACUCACUGCUCCUAUCAGAUGAUGUUGCCAGAGUCAAUAGCCAUUGUCUGCUCCCCCAAGUUCCAGGAAACUGGAUUUUUUAAAUUAACUGACCAUGGACUAGAGGAGAUUUCUUCCUGUCGACAGAAAGGAUUUCAUCCACACAGCAAGGAUCCACCUUUAUUCUGCAGUUGUAGUCAUGUGACUGUUGUGGACAGAGCAGUGACCAUCACAGACCUUCGAUGAGAGUUUGACUCAUAUACCUGCGAACUACAAAAGCAUAUCAGUGCACUGUCACCCCUUGACUUAGCUUUCUGGAAAUCUUUGGAAGCUUUUUAAGACAAAAUAGGAAGGGGGGCAACACCUGGGAAAGAACUGGUUUUUUAUUUCUGGUUUGAAAAGAAAUCAUUGAAUAUAUUUUUAAGGCAAAUCUGGAAAAGAGCAUGAUUAUAAUAAAGCAAUUAAAAAUUAAGUCAAAAGAAUGGUAUAGUGGACACCCAUAUACCCUUCUUUCUAGAUUCACCAACUAUUAACCUUUUUUUCCUCUCAGCUAUCUUCUAAUUUAUCUGCCAACUUGUUUAUUGCCUACCUUUGGACUAAAUGAUAGCAUAUAUGUAGAAAUUUGGAAGCCAUUUAGAAAUCUUUUGGAUUUUCAUUUGGUUUAUGGCAUAUUAAUAGAGUUUAUUACAAGGGUGAGGACCGCUCACUGCAUUGAGCUGAUUGUGAAGAAUGAUUUUUAUCAGGAAUUAUGUUAUUUAAUAAAUAUUUUAAGGUAUU